This is a messenger RNA of Botrytis deweyae, 4360 nucleotides long. RefSeq lists its product as uncharacterized. The record is from RefSeq and is a predicted model, not a curated record. NCBI's taxonomy places the organism in Eukaryota, Fungi, Ascomycota, Leotiomycetes, Helotiales, Sclerotiniaceae. The transcript is spliced from 4 exons. Bases 997 to 2103 code for a protein of 368 amino acids.
AAUUCAAAUCAAAUCAAAUCAAAUCAAAUCAAAUCAAAUCAAAAGCAUUAAAAAAUCGAUUGAAAAAGAUCUUCCUUUCCAAACAGAAUAAUAAGCAUAAUCCCGUCACAAAUCUUUCAAUCUUCCACGCAUUCUUAUUUAUACCGCUGGGUGUUGUCGUCCAAUUAUUCAAUCCUUAUUCUCUUGACUGGUUGGGCUGUACGCGGUAUUUAAAAGCGGCCAGUUUAAAACCAUUCUAACUGCACCUUUCCUAAACGGACAUUCAGCUACAGUUCCAGUCGGCAGGGGGGGUUAAAAAAGACACACAUUCGACACAUUCGACACACCACCCGAGCACCCCUCGCAAUCCUCGCAAUCCUCGCAAUCCCAGCCUUCCCUCUCGCUUUUGCCACUUUUCUCCCACUCUUCCUCUCUCACCGUCUUAUCUAAAAUUCAAUUCUUCUUUUGAAUGAGUCUUCAAAGACAAGAGUCAAAACUACCAUCGAAAAGAACAAGAACACAAGGGGAACAAACAAAUCGCCAGCUCAGAGAAAACAUCCCAGUCAUUAUUCGUCUAAAAGGUUAAAUUGUUUAGUUGCCUCUUCCUGGAGUACGACUUCAUAUUACACGACAUUAUUAUACCAGCUUCCGCGUCUUCUGCGUUACUACUCUCUGGGGUUGGAUAGGACCUUUUCAAAUCUUACUCUCUCUUCUCAUACGCUUCCCAAACUUCAAAGUUACUCAGGACCAACCGAUCCUUUCUCUUACUUCCACAGGAUUACUUCUUCUCGAGGCUCCCGUUCAUACCCCCUCCCCCGGAUAUUGAGAAAGUUUUCCACUUCUCCAAACAGGAUUUUCUUCUAGGCCGUUUUCUGACUAUCCAAUUUGUCACCGGUUAUUUUGUGUGCUACCACAUUUAUUCCCUAGGCUGACUUGUGUGUGAUUUGCAUUCCAAAAUCCUCACUUCUGGUCCUUCUCUUUCUCUUCCUACCAACUUUUUCCUGGAUCAUCAUCAUCAUGUCGCGACGUGACGAUAGAGAUAGCAGAGCUUCGCGCUCGCAACCGCAGCCACCACACUCAUCUGUUGGCAGGACAGGCCAGUUUGUUAUUGACGCUGAAGGUAUCGACAGAGAAGUUAUCACGGCCGAUAUCUGCCGGUAUCUUGGUAACGAUGCUCUCGUCAAACCGGGUGACGUGGAAGACCCGAGGACGAAACAACUGAAGCCUGUCUACGUGAUCACAGCUUACAGGAAUCUUACAAAUGCAAUGAUAUUUGAUUUAAAGCAGGCGUCUGCAGAUUGGCGAGCUGAGAGACUUGCUAGAUCGAAUGCACAAUACCCUACAAAUGGUAUCUCUUUAAGGGAUUCGAACGAGAUGGUUCGAAAAUCUAACACCCCUAUAGUAGUUGACUACAGAAGUUCAAAUGCACUCGAUCAAUCUAUUGCUCGAAUGGAUAGAAUGGAUGCAACACAGCCUCGACCUGCUGCACAACAAGGGAUGUAUAGUUCACCAUCGGCUGCUGUGCCCAGUUCCCAAUCAUAUCAACCAAGUGGCCAGGGUUACUCGGCGGGUUACAGUCAGCCCACAAGUUACCAGAAUGAUGGCUACACCCAGCCAUCAUCACAACCAUAUGCUCCUUCUACCCAAGGAUACCCUCAUGACUCCAGGACUUAUAUCCACGGAUCCAAUUAUUCUGUUGCUGAACCACCCGCUGGCCGCGGCGGAUCUGUUCCUCAGUCAACUCCUAGGACUCAAUAUCCACCUAGUACAUCCUACCAAGCACCUGCAACGCAGUACUACUCCCAAUCUGGACCACCUGCAUCAACUCCAGCAUAUGCCGCCCAUGCACCAACAGAUCCCUACUAUAGUAGUCGUGCUGCUCCAUCAGGCAAUUAUGAAUCCACUCCGGAGAUAUACGAUAGCAGAGCGUACCCGGAAAGUUCAGAUUACCAGAUGCAAGAUGCCGGAUAUACUGAACCAGGCUCGUCAUACCAGGAACCUGUAUCAUACUCUCAGCCAAUGCCAUCCGGACGAAGUGGCACCGCCACUUCUUCGUCUCAAAGACCGCGUGACCGGGACAGUAGGGAUGACCGUGACAGACAUCACCAGCGCCGCAGGAAUUGAUCUUCUCUCUGGGACGUAAUUGAUUUUUGCGAUACUGUUUCCUCGGACUUUUAUCAUGUCCUGGCGUUUUUUUCAUUGCUUUAUUCCCUGGAUUUACUGGAACACUGGACCAAUCAAAGGAAGCUCCUAAAUUAUGGAUCCAGACGAGACAAAGGGUACUUUACGACUUCAUCGGAAUCUUAAUAAAAAGCCAAGAAUGCAGUAGGUAUUGCAUCUUGGAUAUCGAGGUAUGGUCUUUAUAUUACCAGGAUUUUCUAUCAUACCCAUCGCUAGACUACAACCAACUGGACCGAAUACGGAAUGUAUUAUCGGAGAAUUACCACGGAUGUUUUAUCAUGAACUUUGCAUGUGCAGAGCAUUUAUCCCAGGCUUUAUGAGCUUCGAAGGACCAAAUGAGGAUAAUGGAUGUGUUUUUGCCUUCUUGCAUUUUUCAUCUGUCAGUUGCAUCAGUUUUUGCACACGCACAGGCCGUUGGGGCGCAUCAUGAGUUUAUGUUUUCUUGAAAGUUUCUGGAUUAUCUUAGGAUACCAUCCCUCAUACUUGCUGCCUUGGACCCAAAUUUCCGGAAGCCUCGCCGGCUGGUAUUUCCUCCAUACCACGUUUCGUGAUUUGGUUAGUAUCUUAAUACUCGUUAGAGCAUUCGGGUCUGGGUUCAGGCAGCAUUGUAGAGAAGUUUGUAUAUACAUCGACAGCAGCCAUUCAAAGGAUAAUUUCAACACUUCAAAACAAUGCCCAUCUACAUCAUCUCAUGGAUUCCUUUGUGGUCAAGACCCGACCAUGGAUUUUCAUCACUGACUUUCAAGCAUGGCCUCACAGCACAGGUAUAGUCAAACCAUCCGGUUUUGGGACCUCUUUCUGGAUUAGCCUUCUUUUCAUUUGGACCGGGAUUGCUACCCUUACGGACUACUAUCUCUUGGAUUUCAGAAGUUCAAACCAUUGGACGUGCUAUCUCUCGAUAUUCCCUCCGUUGCGUUCGUUCGAUUCAGGUGUGUAUCAUGGACCAAUCGGCUCAAUUAAAUCUCUUUUCGUCGCCUUGUCCAGAUGAAUCUCAUCGCGUUCCAGGACACCGGAACAUCUGACCUUUCCACGGGUUACAGAAGGUUGUUGUGCGCCGCUCUGACACAGUCCCGAGAAAUGAGGAGUGUGGCCCAAACAGAUACCCAACACCCAAGCAACUACACGAAAGAGACCCGGUAAAUCGACCCAUUGCAAGCAUAUCCCUGGUUUGGACUCGACAUUUCAACUCAAGAUUCAUCGCUCCCUCCAAGCGGGCUUGAAGAAAGACACACAAAUCAUCCAAAGUGGCCACUGAACCCUCCGAGGACUAUCUGCACCUUGCGGUAUUUUGUCAUAUCUCGCCCAAUCUCAGCACUCUCCAUUUUCUUGCGUGGUUUCAAAUCCAGGAUAGCAUACUUGAUCAUCAUUCAGCCCUCAUAAAGCAUAUCCACGCAGGACGUCCAAUGCCGUGGUCAUUUACUAGCAGCUGUUAGCUAUUCUUUCUGAAGACGGAUAUCCUAACCACGGGGCACAACGGCCGACUUUUACAGAGGGAAACCUUCUAAUUUGCCCUCUUCAUUGACUGCUGACAGCAAUAGGAAAUUGCUUGUCAAAAUUUGGAACCUUCAGAAAGAUUGUUUAGCUUCAAGAGCGUGUCAUUUCAAUAAUUUAUGGUGGCAAUAGUCUGUUAUUUCAUUCUUUGAAACUCUGCUCGCAUGUUUGCGGGCCUGAGUUGUACGAUUAGGAUCGGUUUCAUUCUACUUUUGUGGAGGGUUUAAGGACUUCAUAUUCGUUUCCGGUUGGGUUGUGAGGAAACAUAAUACGCAUGGCGGUUCGGUUGGUCAGUCGGUCGGUGGCAUGGUGUGGUCUUUGGCACAUAUAAUCAUUUCAAUCAUCUCACAAAACGGCAUAGGUGGCAUAAAUUUAGAUGCUAUUACGCCAUCGCUACUCAUGGCUUUUUAAUUACUAGUUUUCGUUUCAUGUUUUAUUUGGAUUUCUAUUUGCUAUAGUGCUGUGAUGGUAGACCAAUGGACGGUGUGUAAUGAGAUAAAUGACGGUUGAAACUGCAGCUUUCUGCAAUGUUUAGGAAAAGAAUGAAUGAAAGACGUUCUGGAGAACUAGAUUCUCCAGCCAAUUGUACAAAUGUUACUGGUCCCAAUCAAUUGACAUAAUGACUAUUUGAUCUAGGCAACGUAGAACUCGUGAAAUGGUGAAUUGACAAGCGUAUACUAUGCCUGAUAGCAGCAAUAAAGGGGCAUGU